AUGCCCCUCGCCUCACAACUCUCCAGCUCAUUCUCCGCCGGCUCGUCAGCUUCGGCCGGCGCCAGCAGCAGCGCCGAGCACGUCGUCGGCUUGGUGCAGUCGCCUCGCCAUGCUGGUUUCCACACAAAACACUCGCCGGGAAGAAGUGGCGUCACCGCCUCCGAUCGUGGGCACACCAUGAAGAGCGAGGAUAUCGAGACCGAAGGCCGCCCGCCCUAUCUUCAUGCCAUGAUCGCCGGCGGCAUUGGCGGCUCAACGGGCGAUUUGCUCAUGCACUCGUUGGACACGGUCAAGACGCGGCAGCAGGGCGAUCCCAACAUCCCCCCAAAGUACACGUCCUUGGGACGGUCGUACUACACGAUAUGGAGGCAGGAGGGCCUAAGACGAGGUCUGUACGGCGGGUGGAUUCCCGCGCUGGGCGGCUCGUUCCCUGGCACCGUCUUGUUCUUCGGCACGUACGAAUGGAGCAAGCGGUUCCUGAUCGACCACGGACUGCAGCACCACUUGGCAUAUCUUUCGGCAGGAUUCCUCGGCGACCUCGCCGCCUCCGUCGUCUACGUUCCCUCAGAAGUCCUCAAGACCCGGCUGCAGCUCCAGGGACGGUACGACAACCCCCAUUUCCGAUCCGGCUACAACUACCGGGGCACGCUCGACGCCGCGCGCACCAUUGUCCGGACCGAGGGCGCCUCGGCCCUCUUCUACGGGUACAAGGCCACGCUGUACCGGGACCUGCCCUUCUCCGCGCUGCAGUUCAUGUUCUGGGAGCAGUUCCACGCCUGGGCCCGCGUGUACAAGCAGAGCCGCGAGAUAGGCGUGCCGCUCGAACUCGUCACCGGCGCAGCGGCAGGCGGCCUCGCCGGAGUCAUCACCUGCCCCCUCGACGUGGUCAAGACGCGCCUCCAAACACAGGUCAACGGACCCCCCUCGGACCACGUGUCCAAGUUGAAAGACGUGGCUUCCUCUCAGAAGCGCCACAUCUCGACGUCGUCGCCCAGCACGCACCGCCCGCAACCCGGUGCCAUCGCCCUCCAGACAUCCUCCGUCAUCACCGGCCUCAGGGUCAUUUACCGCACCGAGGGCCUGGCCGGCUGGUUCCGUGGCGUCGGCCCUCGUGGCGUGUGGACCUUCAUCCAGAGCGGGUGCAUGCUGUUCCUGUACCAGCGUUUGCUGCACCAGCUGGCGGUGCUGGUGCCCCCGGAGAGAGAGGACUUGUGA
Messenger RNA from Metarhizium album ARSEF 1941, 1215 nucleotides. RefSeq names its product mitochondrial carrier protein. Gene Ontology annotation, biological process: magnesium ion export from mitochondrion. The coding region runs from base 1 to 1215 and encodes 404 amino acids. The record is from RefSeq and is a predicted model, not a curated record. The transcript is spliced from 3 exons. Gene Ontology annotation, molecular function: magnesium ion transmembrane transporter activity. Lineage: Eukaryota; Fungi; Ascomycota; Sordariomycetes; Hypocreales; Clavicipitaceae.